Ophidiomyces ophidiicola is the source of this 1401-nucleotide messenger RNA. RefSeq lists its product as uncharacterized. The transcript is spliced from 2 exons. The record is from RefSeq and is a predicted model, not a curated record. NCBI's taxonomy places the organism in Eukaryota, Fungi, Ascomycota, Eurotiomycetes, Onygenales, Onygenaceae. Bases 1 to 1401 code for a protein of 466 amino acids.
AUGGAUGGCCGGUCAGAUCAUUCCCGCCAGAGCAGCACGUCUUCCAGCAAUACCGAGGGUGCAGCGCUGCCAUGGAUCCUGGAGCAUCUCCUGGCCUACCCGGGCAGCUACGAGAUUCCCCUUCGCACCAUGUACUCUCUGAAUUCUACCUCCAUCGCUCAGCCUCCUACGCUCUCUGCGCCUCUCCUGCCGCCUACUUCCGCCUUCGCUCGUGAAGCACCCGGAAACGCGUUCCCAGGCAACAAGUCUCCAGUGCUAGGGAGCGAUAAGCACAGCAUGUCCGAUACUGCCGCGCUAUUCAAGGCUCAGCUCAUGUCCCAGAUCGCACAGCUGCCGUCCCAGCCCUGCUCGCUCCCGCCAAGCUUCAUCACUUCCUUCGUUCGCAGAUGCUUCCCUCCUAUCGUCGAAGAAGUCGAUUUUCCUCAGUCAUUGACCGCGUUGGACUACCUUCGAGACCUGGAGAACCGCAGAAGAAAGGGUGUCAUGGAAGCGCUGAGCAGACUGGGUAUUAGUGGUGCCGAAGGCGAAAAGGAAGAGCUCUCGCGCCGUUAUCCUGGUGUUCUGGCUUGGGUUGAUUCCGUUGAAGCUAAAGAAAGAGUUGCUGUGGCGCUCUAUACUCAAGUUUAUCUACGCCUCCGCCACUGGACUUUGAUCAAUGAGAUGCUCCUCGAACCCUUCAACAAGGCCAAUUGCAUCGCCAUGCUUAAUACUCUGUUCCCUCCUGUUGUGGCCACACCCCCCACCGCCCACCUCAAUUCAAAGAUUCUUCAGGAGCAGCGCAUGCAUUUUUACAACCUCAUUCUCGAUAUUGGAAAGAGAGGCAAACAAGUUCUUGAGCCAAUUAUUCAGAAGGAUAUGCGCCCUGGCGAUACCACUGGCUGGCCUGUUACCCAAGACUAUAUUGAGAAAUACCUUCGUGCCGCCAAUGCCAUUAUCGAUGAGUGUUCCGAGGUCACAAGCCGCCAGAACUUUGAACAGCCGCCGCAAGAAACCAAACACAAGAACCGGAAGGUUGAUUCGGGAAUCAGCUUCAUGUCGAUCGACCGACCCUCCACAAGCAGCAGUGUCGCCAGCCAUCAUACAAAACACCUAAACAAGCCCCUCCCCCAGUCUCCAACAAAUCCCAGACCCAAGGGUGGAACAACGCUGGAAAGAAUUGCUAAAGAAAUUCGUAAGAUGAAAUCGCGCAGUGACCUUGGGGAUUCGGCGAAGGAGGAGAAGAAGGCUGUACGGGGCCUCAAGAGAAUGAAGUCUGGCCUGCUCAAAGAAAAAGAUAAGCGCAAUUCCGGCAGCUCAGACAGCGACCCUGCUUUCGACCCAGAAGAGUUCAAACAGCGCAGAAAGGAAUGGGAAGCCAAAAAUGCCGCAAAACUUGAGCAUGCGCGCCGCAUCAGCGGUUGA